AUGUUAAUAAGUAUGACGAUAUCAGUAGUAAUGAUAAUGAUUGAGUCGAUGCAAAUAAAAGGUGAUAUUUGCAUUCGAAAAUUUAUUCUUGGGCUACUGGUAGCUCAUCUUUUCGCCAAUGUUGAAAGCGAAGUGUCUUUAUGUGGUGCAAAUGCACAAGGACGCAUUCAUUGCUACGAUGCUUACAACAAAAACUGCAUGAGAUGCAACUGCAACCGUGGUUAUGCAGUCCUAAGAGGUCGUUGCGUUUUAGAGGCAAUCGCUCGCCAGGCAACUUCUGGAAGACUACAACGCAGUACAGAAUCGAAUCUCAUAGCGUUGAGAAGCCCAAACUGUGGAACAAAUAUGUUACAACUGAACAGAUAUUGCGAACGAGGAACUUGUGGUAGUUUGUGUUAUUGUGUGGAUGGUUAUCAUCGAUACGGCGAUGAGUGCACGAAUGAAUAA
Messenger RNA from Dracunculus medinensis (Guinea worm), 447 nucleotides. The record is from the annotation of a GenBank genome assembly. Lineage: Eukaryota; Metazoa; Nematoda; Chromadorea; Rhabditida; Dracunculidae.